CUCGGGAGGGACCUUACUUGCUAAUGCUAGGCUAGCGGGCAGGACGAUGCUCUGAAUUGGGGGCAACUGGUCAAUAACGGUGGGAAAUGGCACGUUUUUCUCUUACAUGCGUCCUCGGUAUACACUAGCGGCUAAACGAUACUCCCCCGCAUGGUGGAGAGACACCUCUCCUUUUACUGGGAGUGUAUUCAAUUUUGAUGCCAAGCUGUUUUUUGCGCAAGUAUCGUCGCUCUUACACUUGUAUGCCUGUAAACGAGAAACGCCAGUGUUUUCUAGUGCUGUCCGUGGAAACGCAGCAACGGAGGUGACAUCACACGCUGACAGGCAGGGAGAGCGUACAGGGGAAAGGUGGACCCCAGAAAUGACAGCUGGAGCGCCGCAAAGCUAAACACUGAGUGGCCGAAGUCCGGAGAGAUAGCUCGGGGUCUGUGCUCUGCAGAUGCCGCCGCGGGACUGCCGCUAACCUCGCUGUGGUUACACAGCUGUACGUGUUCUGCACCUCGACUUGACCUGAAUCAUACAAAACACACAGCCUGCGCCGCCUUUCUGCAAAUUCAUGAUGGUGUCGCUGCUGGACGACAGCGAAACAUGGCCCACCGUUCAUAACCAGUGAGUAACUGCUGGUGUUGAUGGUGUAAACAAAAAACAAAGCUGUCGCUAAAAAAUGACGAAAUGAUGGUGCUCGACGAUCGCUGCUGCAGUGCACACCCGUAGUCAGGCAGCCCCAGUGUAAGUGUUCGUUAUUUCACAGUAAUAUGCAGUGAGAUACAUGUGCACAGUUGAGGAUGGGAUGCAUCAGAGAUCGUCUGCGAAAACUGAGACGCGGGAUAAAAGUGGACCGGGUCAGAGAGCUGGGCCGGCAGUAUCCCGUCUUCUGCUUUCUGCUGUUGGUCCUGCUGCUUUCCACUGUGCUUUUAAGCAGAUAUAUCCACAUUAUUGUCGUGUUUUGGUCCUUCCUGGCUGGAGUUGCCACUUUCUACUGCUCUUUGGGGCCUGAGUCUUUGCUACCCAAUGUCUUGGUCUCCAUCAAACCAAAGAUCAAGUCGUACCAACAGGAGUUGUUCCCACUGGGACACAGCUGUGCCGUAUGUGGAAAAAUCAAGUGCAAAAGGCACAGACCGACCCUAUUACUGGAAAAUUAUCAGCCAUGGCUUGACCUGAAAAUUCCCUCAAAGGUUGACGCUUCUCUGUCAGAGAUUCUGGAGCUUGUUCUUGAAAAUUUUGUGUAUCCUUGGUAUAGAGACAUCACCGAUGAUGAAGCGUUUGUCGAUGAGCUGAGAGUGACUUUGCGUUUCUUUGCAGCCGUGUUAAUCCGCCGCACCCAGAAGGUGGACGUGGCGUCCCUCAUCACACAAAAGCUUCUGAAAGUGUCCAUGAAGCACAUUGAAAUAAUAAGCAAGGCCAGACAGAAAGUAAAGAACAGUGAGUUUCUUCAGCAAGCUGCCCUGGAGGAAUAUGGUCCUGACCUUCACGUGGCCCUCCGCAGUCGCAGAGACGAGCUACUCUACCUCAGGAAGCUGACAGAGAUGCUGUUCCCUUACAUUCUGCCACCUAAGGCUACAGACUGCAGAUCUCUUACUCUGUUAAUAAGAGAAGUCUUGGCCGGUUCCGUCUUCCUUCCUUCAAUGGACUACUUGGCUGAUCCUGACACAGUGAAUCAUUUAAUUUUGAUAUUCAUCGACAAGUCCCCCCCCGAAGAAGCCACAGAGCCUACUUCAACACUGGUUCCUUUCUUGCAAAAGUAUUCUGAUACUCGCAACAAAAAGCCCUCAGUGCUGAAGCUCGAGUUGAAGGAAAUCAGAGAACAACAAGACCUUCUCUUUCGUUUCAUGAACUUUUUGAAGCAAGAGGGGGCCGUUCACGUGCUUCAGUUCUGCCUUUCCGUUGAGGAAUUCAACGAUAAGAUACUGUGCCCGGAGCUGUCGGACUCGCAGAAGAUGCUGCUUCACGAGGAGGUGAAGAAGAUCUUCGAGACCUACUGUUUGGACGAGAGUGUCGACAAGAUCCGCUUCGACCCCUUUAUCGUGGAAGAAAUACGCAAUAUCACAGACGGCCCAUACGAAGAGGUGGUGAAACUGCAGACCAUGAGGUGUUUAUUUGAAGCCUAUGAGCACGUCCUGUCCCUCCUGGAGAACGUUUUCACCCCCAUGUUCUGUCACAGUGAUGAGUACUUUCGCCAGCUCUUACGAGGCGCUGAGUCACCGGCAAGGAAUUCCAGGAUGAGCAGAAAUAGCCUCAGUUUGGAUGACAUUCGUCCUUGGGACUGGAGCCCCGAGUCCCCGUCCUCACUGUUCACGGCCUCUGGCAGCACUUCACCUGCAUCUUUCAAUUCCCUCCAUGUCCAGUCCACAAACUUCACAACCUUCCCAUAUGGCUCGCUAUCCCACCGCCACCCAUCGCCAAAGAACACGUCGAAGCGGGGCGAGUCUUUUGGGAUCAGCCGCAUUGGCAGCAAGAUCAAAGGAGUGUUCAAGAGCACAACCAUGGAGGGAGCCAUGCUGCCAUCAUAUGGCUUAGUAGAGGGAGAAGAUGAUAUGGUGGAGGAGGCCAUGAUGGUGCUGGAGGACGACUCGCCCAUGGAGGCAGCCUCCACACCCAGCACCCCUCGAAACCUCUCAGCCUGGAACAUCACAAUCCCUUACAUCGAUUUCUAUGACGACGACGUGAAGAGGGAGAGGAUUCCUGUGUUCUGUAUUGAUGUGGAGCGCAAUGACAGGAAGGCAGUGGGACACGAGACCGAACACUGGUCUGUGUACAGGAGAUACCUGGAGUUCUAUGUGCUCGAAUCAAAGCUCACCGAGUUCCAUGGCUCGUUUCCAGACGCACAGUUGCCUUCGAAGAGGAUCAUCGGCCCGAAGAAUUACGAGUUCCUCACAUCGAAGCGGGAAGAGUUUCAGGUGUACCUUCAGAAACUUCUGCAGCACCCAGAGCUGAGUAACAGUCAACUCCUGGCCGACUUCCUGUCCCCUCACAGCAUGGAGUCUCAGUUCCUGGACAAGAUGUUACCCGACGUGAACCUGGGGAAAAUCAUCAAGUCAGUUCCCAGCAAACUGAUAAAAGAGAAAGGUCAGCACCUGGAGCCUUUCAUCCAGUCGUUCUUCAAUUCCUGUGAAUCUCCCAAACCCAAACCGAGCCGACCUGAGCUCACCAUCCUGAGCCCCACAUCGGAAAACGAUAAAAAGCUCUUCAAUGACCUGUUCAAAAACAACGCCAACCGAUCAGAAUUGACUGAGAAAAGACACAAUCAGAACUACUUCUUGGAGAUGAUCACUGUUGACGGGUUGUACGACUACUUAAUGUAUGUGGGCCGAGUUGUCUUCCAUAUCCCUGACUGGCUGCACCACCUGCUAAUGGCUGGCAGGAUCCUGUUCAAGAACACUCUGGAGACUUACACAGACUACUACCUUCAGUACAAACUGGACCAGGUGGUCCAGGAGCACCGGCUCGUCUCACUCAUUACCCUGCUGAGAGACACCGUCUUCUGUGAGAGCAGCCCACCGCGCUCCGCCCAAGACAAGCAGAACAGGGCGAAGAAGACGUUCGAGGAGAUGAUGAGCUACAUUCCAGACUUGCUGGGGAAGUGUAUCGGAGAAGAGGCCAAGUACGAAGGAGUGCGUCUGCUCUUUGAAGGAUUGCAACAGCCAGUUCUCAACAAACAGCUCACAUAUGUGCUACUGGACAUCACCAUUCAAGAACUUUUUCCAGAGCUGAACAAGGGACAGAAAGAGACCACUGUGAUGGCUCCAUGGAUGUAAGAAAAACAACAACUGUUCAUCUGAGACGCGCUUAACAACGUCGUGAGACAUUGAUUUAUCCUCAUCCUACCGCCUGCUGUAAAUAGCUUUUUUUUUUUUUGUAAAAUAAAUUAUUCCCAUAAACGACAAACAAUGU
This is a messenger RNA of Solea senegalensis (Senegalese sole), 3891 nucleotides long. Its product is annotated as sorting nexin-14-like. The record is from RefSeq and is a predicted model, not a curated record. Gene Ontology annotation, biological process: autophagosome maturation. The transcript is spliced from 30 exons. Gene Ontology annotation, cellular component: late endosome. The coding region runs from base 786 to 3755 and encodes 989 amino acids. Lineage: Eukaryota; Metazoa; Chordata; Actinopteri; Pleuronectiformes; Soleidae. Gene Ontology annotation, molecular function: phosphatidylinositol-3,5-bisphosphate binding.